Messenger RNA from Somion occarium, 2057 nucleotides. Lineage: Eukaryota; Fungi; Basidiomycota; Agaricomycetes; Polyporales; Cerrenaceae. The record is from the annotation of a GenBank genome assembly.
GACUAGGUUGGCGGCUGCGCUAUUGGCCUGCAAUAUUCAAUAAUCUGACUCGUGGAAGCCUCUCGGUGAUCUGAACAGCCUAUGCGCGUUAUUCGAACCUUCUUUUACCGCAACUGUCGUACAACGGAUAGGCUUAUGGGGAUCUCAUCCUGAUGUUAUGAUUCUGUUUGGGACAUCCGUUUGGUCAGAGCACAGGAAACGGCCGUUACAUCAACAAUACCCUUGGCUUCUUAUUUGUCUGGCCAUGGAGAUGUCAAGCUGUGCCUCGAACCCCUUUAUUAUAUGCUGCCGCCUUGUCGGAUUCAAAGUUCAUAUAUAGGCUCGGCUCAUUCACCUGCGCCUCCUGUCCUACCUUCCACUUCCAUUUCGCGUUUGGUCUCCGCUACCAUCGCCGCAGCAACAUCCCUACUCUCCAUGGACACUCUACCUGCAUACUCACCGUCCUCUUCAGUUCCCUCUUACCACGCGGAGCCAUCGUAUGACGAACGUUGUCUUGACUUCUCUGCACGCAGCCAUCGACGCGUUGCUCCUGAUGGCACCUUUCUCAAGGCUGCUAAGGGUAUCACCCUUGUGUUGACGGAACAAGAGAGUGGUACCUCCAUUCCAACCUACACACGCCAUGCCUCUGUGAAAGGCGACAUCCUAUUAGAGGACGAACGCAUUCAAUCAGUUUCUCUAAAGCUCGAUGGCCGACAGUUCGUGUCUUCUUCUGAGAGCGGAUCCUCCAACACCCAUCUAUUCACUGAGUCCAUUACAUUGUGGUCGAAGUCAGAACAUCCAUAUUGUUCACUCUCGCCUGCAAUAUUACCGUUCGACAUCCCUUUCCCUAACACGUACCGUGAGGGUAAAGAGACUCGUCCCCUUCCGCCAACGUUCACCGCGGAAUCCCCGUCGGUCCCUGGCGUUUCCAUCCGUUGCGAAUACACUCUAACAGUUACGGUGACGAAACCCCGCCUAGGCGGAUUCAAGAAGCACAAACGCAUGAUUGUGCCCAUCAAUUAUCAUCCUCGUUCGCGCCCUUACUUACCAAUAGGCUGCGGACUCCAUCCAUUCUUGUCUACCGUGAAGUGCGCCCCUGGGGAUUGGCACCAAGUGUCAUCCACGAUCAAACCCCGUAGUGGCGCGACAAUAGGAUCGAUCGAAGCUCAUCUGUUCAUCCCGGCAGUUCAGAUUUACGCGAUCUCUGACACGAUACCUUUCCACUUACAACUCCAAGGAUCCCAAGCGUCCCUUAACGCCUUCCUCUUCAGCCCGGAAUCCUCGCCUCAAGCGCGAAAUGCUGCUCUUCGUCGCGCGAAGACGCUCUCUGUGUCGUAUGAGUCACCAGCAGAAUCACAUCUGUCUUCUUUUGCGGUCUCCUUGCCUUUCAUUACACGUGCUUCCUCAAACCCAUUACUCCCAGAGCCCCCUCCGUCUCCCCUCAAACCCGAUCCUUCCUUACCUUGGUAUGUGGACACCUCGAGGGGCAAGCCCACUGUUCGGGUUUAUCUCUUGCGUCAAAUCUUGGUGAAGGUGAACGGUACGAAGUCUUGGCGCAACAUCGUCCUAGGAGAGGGCAAAAUGUACCCGGUCCAAGCACAGUAUCACGCGUGUCCUGGUGCAGAGUCAUAUGCCGAGCAGGCGUUAGACUGGGAAGGCGAAUUGAAGUGUAACGGUGAUGUUACUGUCGGCGGAUUCAACAGUGGUCCCUUGGUGUUGAAGGAUUUUAUCAUGAUUGAACUCAAGCCUGCGUCACCCGAAACCUCCCCGUUACUGGAACAUCAACACCCUCAUCCAGUUCGAUUGGUUACGGAUACGUAUGCGGAGUCGUAGCGCUUGUGAUUGUAUCUUGGGCACUAGGUGGUGCGCUCAUACACGCAUGUUGGUCGAGCCGGAGUCGGACAAAACGAUCAUAGAUCGUGCAAAAGUUACCAUAAUCAUCGAACAGAACGUAUUUUAUUCAUAUUUAGUCUUAUAUCAGUACACUUCUGUAUUACGGGUUCAUCCUAAUUGAUGAUGGGAGGGGUUUUGCGUCACAAAGCAUUUGCUCGAUUUGCUCGUCCAUGCUCGUUUCUCUC